Molecule: messenger RNA, 483 nt
Organism: Microplitis demolitor
Lineage: Eukaryota; Metazoa; Arthropoda; Insecta; Hymenoptera; Braconidae
Exons: 2
Coding region: 1-483 (160 amino acids)
Source: RefSeq, a predicted model, not a curated record
AUGGACCCUGUUAAUCGUGGUAGUGCGUGGAGAAGAGGUUUUAAUACUCCAAUAAAUUAUAACGACAAUGAAAAUUAUUGUGGCGGGUAUGUAGAAGGUCAAGAGUUUACAGCAAAUGUCACUCUAACAUCAAAUCAUCGAGGGUAUUUUGAAUUUUCUUUAUGCCCUCUGCUAUUGUCUAACAAUAACAGUAUUAAUAAUCUAUCGUCAGUAAUAGAAGAAACAGAGGAAUGCUUUCAACAAUAUCCUAUAUUAACUGUUGAAGGAAAAGAUAAAUAUAUUUUACCAAGCUCUGAAACUGGAAAUUAUCAAAUUAAACUUAUUCUUCCUAAAAAUAUUAUCUGUCAUCAUUGUUCUUUACGAUGGCAUUGGAGAGUAGCUAAUAAUUGGGGUAUUUGUGACGAUGUAACUGGUGGUGCAAUUGGAUGUGGACCUCAAGAAACUUUCAGAACUUGCUCCGACAUUACUAUUCUCAAAUUAUAA